Arachis ipaensis is the source of this 1775-nucleotide messenger RNA. The record is from RefSeq and is a predicted model, not a curated record. Lineage: Eukaryota; Viridiplantae; Streptophyta; Magnoliopsida; Fabales; Fabaceae.
AUGUAUAAUUUGCCCUUUAGAGAGGUAAAAGGAGGUGGUAUAAACAGAAGUCCAAGUGCAUAUCUGCAAAACCCUGCAGAAGAGAGAGCAAGAUACCAUUCCAAUGUAGACAGAGAAAUGACCCUUUUGAAGUUUGUGGAUGAAGCAAGUGGCGAAAGCAUUGGAUCAUUUAAUUGGUAUGCAACUCAUGGAACCUCAAUGAGCAGAGACAACAAGCUUAUUAGUGGAGAUAACAAGGGUGUUGCUGCUAGACUCUUUGAAGAUUUCUUUUCUUCUCAAAACAAUUCUUCACCCUCUACCAUCACUUCCACUCUUCCACCAGACAUUGGACAGCUAGUGAAGAAAGCAAGAGGAAUAAAAGCGAGCGGAGGGCAUGAAUGCAGCAAAGAAAGAAGCGAAGAAGCGAAGGUGAGGAAGAACGAUGGGUCGUUGUUCGUGGCCGCGUUUUGCCAAUCAAAUGUUGGAGACGUCACUCCAAAUGUUGUUGGAGCGUUUUGCAUUGACACCGGAAAACCUUGUGACUUCAACCACUCUUCUUGCAAUGGCAAUGACCAGCUAUGUGUGGGCCGAGGACCCGGAUACCCAGAUGAAAUAUUAAGCACAAAGAUGAUAGGUGAGAGACAAUUCAUAACUGCUUGGAAGUUGUUUGAGUCUGCUUCAGAAGAAUUAAGAGGAAAGAUUGAUUAUCGCCAUGUUUAUGUCAACUUCACAAACAUUCAAGUUAAAUUGGAAAACAAGAAGGUAGUUAAAACUUGCCCUGCAGCCCUUGGUCCUGGUUUUGCUGCAGGCACUACUGAUGGACCUGGUGCUUUUGGCUUUCAACAAGGUGAUACAAAGAUUAAUCCUUUCUGGAAGCAUUUGAGGGAUUUGUUGAAAAAACCAAGCAAGCAUCAAGUGAGAUGCCAAAGCCCAAAGCCUGUUUUGUUAAGCACUGGAGAAAUGUUUGAUCCGUAUCCUUGGGCGCCAGCAAUUCUUCCAAUCCAGAUAUUGAGGCUGGGGAAAUUGAUUAUUCUUUCAGUACCAGGAGAGUUCACAACAAUGUCUGGAAGAAGGCUAAGGGAAGCAGUGAAGGAGACAUUAAUAUCUAAUGGAAAUGGAGAAUUCGACCAGGACACACACGUUGUUAUUGCAGGACUAACCAAUACUUACUCGCAAUACAUUGCAACUUUUGAAGAAUACCAUCAACAACGAUAUGAGGCUGCUUCAACUCUCUAUGGUCCUCACACAUUAUCUGCAUAUAUCCAAGAAUUCAAUAAGCUAGCGCGAGCAAUGGCUAAAGGGGAGAAAGUCGCCGCAAAAGGCCCUUCGCCGCCGGAUCUUUCAUCGCAACAACUAAGCCUCUUACUUGGUCCUUUUGAGGAGUCACCUCCAAAAGGCAUCAAGUUCGGCGACACAAAACAAGACAUAGCCCUUCCAAAAAGAGGCUACUUCUCCAAGGGAGAUAGGCCGAGCGCCACGUUCUGGAGCGCCAACCCAAGACAUGACCUUCUAACAGAAGGUACAUUUGCCGCGGUGGAGAUGCAUCAAGGGAAAAAGUGGCUUACCAUUCAUGAUGAUGAUGAUCUAAGCUUGUUUUUCAAGUGGCAAUUAGACAAUAGUUCCUUGCAUGGCUUAGCCAUCAUAGAAUGGGAAAUACCAAAUCAUGCUAUUUCUGGAGUAUACAGACUAAGGCACUUUGGAGCAUCAAAGACCUCCGGCACCUCCCGAAUCAGUUACUUUACCGGCACAUCACAUGCAUUUGCAGUGAAGUAGAAUAAUAUCACUUCUGUGAAAUA